Messenger RNA from Sclerotinia sclerotiorum 1980 UF-70, 948 nucleotides. RefSeq lists its product with no specific name. The record is from RefSeq and is a predicted model, not a curated record. Bases 1 to 948 code for a protein of 315 amino acids. Lineage: Eukaryota; Fungi; Ascomycota; Leotiomycetes; Helotiales; Sclerotiniaceae. The transcript is spliced from 2 exons.
AUGUCUACUAUCUUCAAUGAUAAUGAUUCACACGAGGGAAAUCAAUCAAUGAUCGCUCUAAACGAUUAUACCGAAGACGAACGAUGUAUCAAUGAUAUCCGUUCCUACCCCAGCCUUUUCAAUGAUGUUUCCAUAGGCAGCUUUCCGCAACAAGAGUGGCAUAGCGAUUUUGAUGGCCAAAUAUCAUAUAAAGAUAACCAAAAGUCUAGCAAAAGAAGUGUUGACACAAUCCUCUGCCACACUGGGACCCAUUUCGACACCUCCGGCCAAGUCCCCGACCACCCUCUUUAUCCAACCAUCAUCCCAGAUGCACGUGAUCUGUACAAUCCCGAGUCUCCUAGUUUAGUGGUUGCCUCGCCCUCGAGCGACCACAGUGAUAAUCUCCAUCUCACCAUAUCCUAUACCGACAUGGUACAAGACCAACAUGUGGCGGACAAGUAUAGAAGCGGUAUUCUCGAUAUAGCCUCACAUGAGAUUGUAUCCUCCCGCUCGGUGGAAUCACUUCAACCAAUCAGUUUGGGGAUCUCACCAGAAUACUACUUCCACAUUGCGCCUGACGCAAUCGGCGAUAACAAGGCGUCCAUUGCCGCUACGCCAUCACCUUUAGGCAAUAGCUCUAGUCCCUGUAAGGGACAAAGCACUUUCUAUGCCCCAGGCGGAAAUUCUUACAAACUGCAAUGCCCAACUCCAGGCCACUCCACCUCACCAUAUGAUUAUUCCGGAAGUCAGACCUUGUUUUUGUGCACCACAACCUCGACCAUGCACACCACCAUUACCGGACAAUCCUUGCCAACCAUGAGCAUCCAUACACCACCUGAAAUUUCGCUGUCCAAUUCUCCGCACAUCCAUUACACAUCCGAUCAAACUCAACUUGAUCGCUGGAUAUACGAAACAUCUGAUGAUAUGCCCCUAGCGGAGCGAUUCGAAAAGUCCAAAUGGGAAUGUUAA